AACCAAUUGGAUUUGGGCUCUCAGGAAGACAAACCGACAGCACGCGGUGAGGGGUUGAAGUUUACUUGUGUCCAGCCAAUGUACAUACAUGAGUACCGAGGUGUCGGUUCUGUACUUUGCAAAAAGUACCGAAUUAACGGGACUUAAAGCAGAAAACAUCACGGUUCCGUCCAACAUAUCAUCUCUGCAGCUGUGGCAGCAUUUGGAGACCAGACACCCUAGUCUCUCUGUGUUACGAGAGCAGGUGGUUCUGGCUGUGCGUCAGGAGUACGUUCCUCUGGGAGAGCAGCUUUUGACCCUCAGAGACGGGGACGAGGUGGCCGUUAUACCGCCCCUUAGUGGAGGCUAAAGAAAAUACCAAGGGACUACCAGAGAUAAUUUUGAGGGGAAGAAAGUGAUCCAGCUCGAAUAUGAGGCGUACGGUCCAAUGGCAGAGUCAGAGCUCAGGAAGAUCUGCUGCAAGAUCCGGACAAAAUGGCCCAGCGUCAGACAUAUUAACAUACAACACAGACUUGGAAGCAAGUGUUAUAAUUGGGAUCUCAUCACCGCACAGAAGUGAUUCCCUGGAGGCGGUGAAGUACUGCAUCGACACACUCAAAGCUACCGUGCCAAUCUGGAAAAAGG
Messenger RNA from Labeo rohita (rohu), 624 nucleotides. RefSeq names its product molybdopterin synthase sulfur carrier subunit (gene mocs2). Lineage: Eukaryota; Metazoa; Chordata; Actinopteri; Cypriniformes; Cyprinidae. Gene Ontology annotation, biological process: Mo-molybdopterin cofactor biosynthetic process. Gene Ontology annotation, cellular component: cytosol. The record is from RefSeq and is a predicted model, not a curated record. Bases 89 to 349 code for a protein of 86 amino acids. The transcript has 5 exons.